This is a messenger RNA of Brassica napus (rape), 1272 nucleotides long. RefSeq lists its product as uncharacterized. The record is from RefSeq and is a predicted model, not a curated record. Bases 184 to 1023 code for a protein of 279 amino acids. NCBI's taxonomy places the organism in Eukaryota, Viridiplantae, Streptophyta, Magnoliopsida, Brassicales, Brassicaceae. The transcript has 4 exons.
AAUGAAGAAGAAAAGAAAAAAAAUGAAAGAGAGGAAUAAUAAUAAGGAAGGCUCAUAUAAUAGUCCCAUCAAUCUCAUCUCUUUUCCAUUUCUCUCCAACUUCCCCUCUCUUCUUCUCUCUCUUCUUCUCUCGCUCCUUUAUCGCCGUUUCUGUAUCUGUGAGUUUUAUCAGUAUCCAUUUCGAUGAAGAAACCAACGCCAACGGCAGUUACGCAAGACGAGUGGGUGACGGCGGCUCUGACGGAAGACGCGGUGGUGGUGGAGCUUCUUCUGCGCCUCAAGCACGCCGGAACGGUAGAGUCCGCCGCGAAUAUUCCUCUGUUACGGUGGGGUUCUCGUAAACCGAGGUCGAGAUUAGGCGUUGGAGGCGUUUUAAAGAAGGAAACGGAUUCGGCUAGAGCCAGUCCGAUGACUCCUCUAUGCUGGAGCGGCGGAUCUGGCAGCGGCGGCUCUUCUUGUCCCUCCGCCGAUGGAUUUGAAGACGCUAGUCGUCAGUCUACAUGCUCUACGUCUACCGGAUACGGAUCUAAGGCGUUACACGUAACAAAUGAAAUCAGCAGCUACAAGAGAUCAAAGAAACAAAAGAUCUUCUUGGACCUUAAAGAUGCAGAGAACUUUCAGUUGAAGGAAAGACUUAACCUUCAAAAGGUUUUUUUCUCUCUUUUCUUGAACUUUUGCUUAUACCAAAACCGUAUUCUUAUAGAUCUGUUAUCUUUUCAUCAGAAUAUUGCAAAUGUGCAAGCGACAUACAAGAAACGAAGUGCCAAGAACCAAAGCUUGAAGAGGAUGAAGCUUGAGUACUCAGAUCGAAUCAAGAAUAUUUCAGUUAACAGAUCUAAUCUCGACGAGACCCGGAGAAAGAGGCGGUUACCUUUCUCCAGCUCUGGAAAAGUGGUGAAAAAGGAACAUUCAUACAGAACAACAAGUGAAACUAAGAGAUCUGAAGAAAAGGGUUUCUUCUUCCUCCCUGAUCUGAACAUGACACCCAUAGAGGAAGAAGAGACCUUGUACGGGACGCGCUAAAGAAAGCUUGAAACUGCAAUGCCGUCAGGUAAUUACUAGAGAGAUCAGUGGUUUAGCUUUUUGUCCGUGGUCAGAGAAGAUGGGAGGAGUAAGCGAUGAGUUCGCCGACAAGAAUUCACACUACUCAACAAGGAUUCGAGAAGAUUUUAUGUAAGAAGAGAAAAAGGGAAUGAAACAAUGUAAUAAGAGGAUUACCAAAUAUUAUUCUCGAUUUUAUCUUCUCUGCUUAUGAAAUUAAUUUCUUGGGUA